Molecule: messenger RNA, 405 nt
Organism: Vanrija pseudolonga
Lineage: Eukaryota; Fungi; Basidiomycota; Tremellomycetes; Trichosporonales; Trichosporonaceae
Product: RutC family protein
Exons: 3
Coding region: 1-405 (134 amino acids)
Cellular component (GO): cytosol
Molecular function (GO): deaminase activity
Source: RefSeq, a predicted model, not a curated record
AUGACGACCAGCACGAACCCCAACAAGACCCCCGUCCCCGCGGCAGGCAGCACCGCGAUCUUCACGCGCGUCAUUCAGUCCGGCCCGCUCGUCUUCUUGGCGGGCCAGACGGGCAACGACCCCGCCACGGGCAAGCUCGUGCCCGGGGGCAUCGUGCCCGAGACGGUGCAGGCGUUUGCGUCUAUCAAGGAGACGCUGGCGCAUGCUGGCUUGGGGCUGGAGGACUUGGUGUCUGUUACUAUCUAUGUGCGCGACUAUCCUGAGAACAUUGCCGCGUUGAACGAGCUCUACCCCACCCUCUUCCCUGCCGGCGUGCCCCUCCCCGUCCGCACCGCCGUCGGCGUCGCUGCCCUCCCGCGUAACGCUGCGGCAGAGUACCAGGUUAUCGCGGCUCGUCGCGAGUAG